CCCCAUCCAUUUCCCAACAAAUUCAAAAUCCAGAAAAAUAAAAAGUAAAAAUAUAUUGGUUUGAUUAUUGAAAGCCGUUUGCAGGCGGAGACAGAAAGCUCCACCGCCAACGGCUGCCGGAGAGAACCCAAAAUUUAGAAGAGAAUAUGGCGUUGAAUCAACAUUCUUAUUGCUCCUAUUUUCCCCUUCUCUUCCUCUUCCUUGCCUUUGCUUACUCUCACUCCCCAUUCCUCUCUUAUGAGGCACUCAAAUCUGGGCAAUUUACUGGGCGUUCCCUUCUUCAGGCCAAAAAAAAUUGCCCAGUAGACAUGGAAGGGCAGAAUUACACGAUCCUAACAAGCAAAUGCAAAGGCCCUAAAUACCCAGCAACACUCUGUUGUGAGGCAUUGUUGGAAUUUUGCUGUGGGUUUGUUGAUGAAUUAAACGACAUGACCAACAAUUGUGCUGAGACAAUGUUUAGUUACAUAAAUCUGUAUGGCCAAUACCCUCCUGGCCUCUUUGCCAAUCAAUGCAAAGAAGGGAAACAAGGUCUUUCUUGUGACAAAGCCCUCCAAGCCCAGGCCGAGAAAGCCGAGAUCAAAGCUGCUUCUUCUGCUUCUUCCACUCUACUAACUCCACCCCGACUCCUUUCUCUCGCUCUCGCUUCUACCUUUAUACUCUAUUUGUUGUUAUAGAAUACAAAAGUAACCACCACCACCACCACCACCACUCCCUUUUGCUUAUAUGAUGCCAAUGCCUUUUCAAA
Cucumis melo (muskmelon) is the source of this 745-nucleotide messenger RNA. RefSeq names its product GPI-anchored protein LLG1-like. Bases 147 to 674 code for a protein of 175 amino acids. The transcript is spliced from 3 exons. The record is from RefSeq and is a predicted model, not a curated record. Lineage: Eukaryota; Viridiplantae; Streptophyta; Magnoliopsida; Cucurbitales; Cucurbitaceae.